GAUACAGCAGCGCCGGUAGGGGCGGGGCAGCACUGCAGCAGUGCGCCUCUCGAGCUGUCUCCGGUAAUGUUCUAUAGGAUACACACGCCCCUAUCCGCCCCUGCCGCGAGACAGGUGGUUGGACUGUAUGCUUUCAUUCGCGAGCGCUCCCUCUUGAAAUAAGAAAAAAAAAAAAAAAAAAACGCACGCAUAUCUGUUUACAGCAGCGAGGGGUCGGUUGGCGCGAGCGCGUCCCCGAUGGACUCCCAGCGUGUGACCUACCCGAUCACCGGGCGGAUAGCGGGAGAGGGGGGCAACAACCGGAACGCACGAGGAGGAGAGCCCCGCCGAUCUACUACUACCCAAUGUUUCUCAGCAAACCGCUCGAGCUGCUGUUCACGGAGAGGGCUCUACCGAGGGACGGAUGAGAUGCGCGAGUGAUAAGUUGACACGAUUACGGUGGGAAUUCGCAUCUGAGAGGCGGCAGGACCAUUUGUGACAACCCCUCCGGUCUGGAAAGUUCCCCUUCCGUAGAGGUUUAUCAUGGCUACAGGCGCCGGUAAGGCUGCACAGCCCCCCGGGCCGGGCUCCGCCGUUAACGGGACUGCGGCAGACUUCCAGAACAUCGAGCAGGAGCUGUACGACUACCAGAUGCACAGCAAGAUGUGCAAGAAGAUCGCUCAACUCACCAAGGUAAGACCUGCCGGUGACACCGAGAGAUGCGCGCGGCCAGGCGGGCGGGCGAACGCACGCGCUGUCACUGAGUGUGUCGGGCUGAUUGGAUGAUCUGGCGGCUGCCUCACGCUGCCAUUGCGCUGUAAUAUAAUUUCGUGGAAAGAACGUGACCUGUAAUUAUCCUCUGAUAGAUAAUAAACCAGAAAAUAAAAAAAACUAUUAAGAUAUGAAACCGAUCUUUUACCGAAUGAUCGUUAUCCAAAAAUAACUGACUCAUGAGAACACAAUCAGUAUAGCCUAUAACAGUCUGGUAAAGUCUCAUGUGCUUUAACACUAUGGAUGAUUGCUCAUACAGUUACCUCUUGGAAAACUUGGAUUCAUUGGUCGUCGUGACUGACAGUAAUCAGGCAUCAGGGAUCAGUCAGAGCUUUGGGUGCAGGCUGCAGAUCUCCGGCAAUUUGAGAGCCAAAAACCCUGAACUGUGACAGCAAUUAGGGGCGAUGGGUUUGUUAUUUAAUCUGCAGAUGAUCGUCGAUUAAUUGAGAUUUGAUCAAAUAAAGUGCUGCAAAUAUUCUGUGACAGAUCCCAACUAUUAAUCUGUGAAAAAAAUACGAUUUUAAAGGUAUCAAUGAACAGUGAUAUUGAACCAGUAAAUGAAGAAACGCCUUGUAUUCUUCUAGGGCUGGGCGAUAUGGACUAAAAUUCAUAUCCUGAUAUAUUCAGGCUGAAUAUCGAUAUGCAAUAUAUAUCCUGAUAAUGUUUUCGCAAAGUGAGAGCAAAUGUUUUGUCACCGUCAAAACCAAAUAUGACAUGUCACAAGUAAAUCUAUUUAAACUGGCACUGCUCUUGAAUUUUGCAACUCUGUUCGUCGUCCACCACUAACGUUUUCAUCUUGUCACUAACUAACGUCUCAUCACAUUUUAGUCAUCUAAGUCUUAUGUUUAGCUUGUCAACGUCACGUCUUCGUUGUGGAAAAAAAGGGGCGUUGACGAAAUAUUUUUGUCAACGUCAUCAUUAACGAAAACAACAUUGUGUAACCACAGGAGUGUCUUUUUUGUUUUUUUUUUUUUUAAAAUUGGAGCUCUAUAAGGUGCAUAUUUAAAUGAAAAAUACAUCUUAAAUAAAACUAGCCUAUAAAGUAAAAUAGGCCAAUCUUUUUCUGAAAUAAAUUUAUUUACUUUGAUAAACAGUUAGUGCCGUCUUGAGGUAGACAUUAGACAGACAAGUGUGUCCUUCUUUGUUGAAAGGUUUUGUGUGAGAAACACCAGCCUGUCAACAGCCGCAUCUGAUAUCUGUAUAUCGAUAUAUGCGAUAUGGUCCAACUCCAUAUCUCAUUUAAAAAUAUGUCGAUAUAUUUCUUAUAUCGAUAUAUCGCCCAGUCCUACAUUCUGCCUGAAAAUACUUAUCAGUUAAAAUGUGUUAAUUUGGUAAUGAGUAAAAUCUUGACAUCACCAUCAACAUUCCUCAGUGCAGUCACAUUACAGUAGCUCCUGUGUGUCUUGAUGCAGAGGGGAGGCUUGAAAGCAGCAGCAGCAGUAAUAGCUUUGUCUGUUUCUGCUGGUUUUUCAUACAGUAAGCUAUAUGGGGAUUCUCCCUCUGUCUCUCUGGUUCACAAUAAUGCUUACAGAAGCAGGGCAUGACCCAUUGCUUGUUGAGCUAUGACAAUUACUGAUGACUGUGCAGUUCCCAUCUCCCCUGUUAGUUCACUUCUUCAAGUGUGUAUGUGUGUGUGUGCCUGUGUUCAGGGACAUGUCUGUAGCUCACUAUAUGCUGCAGUUGUAUUUGCGUGUGUUGUUUGGAAAUCUCGGUCUUCUUUAUAGGCGCACACUAACAGAGAUGACACAGAGGAGAGGUCAGCACUUGUGUCUGUGCUCGUUAGAGGAAUCUGCCAGCCAAGUCUCUCUACCUCUCAUGCCUUCCCCGCUCCCUCCAUCCUCUAAUAAAAAUAGAAGACAGGACUUGUUUCUCUCUUGAAACUUUGUGCAAGCUCUGCCAACUCUGCUUCUUUAGCUCUUUGAUGACCACAGAGGAUAAAUCCGAAACCGGGAGCGCUGAUGAAAUAUAAGAAUCAUCACAUUGGAUACUUGGCGUAAGCAUUUUCUUUGAGCCCGGGGAUGCUGGGAAUGUGACACACAGUUUAUUUGAGUGUUUUGGGAUAGUGGGGAGGAAGUGAGAAAUGGGUCAGCUGUGGUAACCUUAUAUAUUUAAUAACCCCCCUCCUCUCCCCCAACACACACUCACAUAUGCACUUCUACUUAGCACACCUCCUCUCACUUCUCCACUCACUCAUUCUCACACACUUAUGCUUGACUUACACAACCCCUCCCCCCCUCUGAGAGAGUGUGGUCUGUCCUGGUUGAAUGGGCGCUGCUUAAUAUAAACCAGUAGCACAUCAGAGUGUGUUUACAUGGCAGAACAAGCCAAUGGGAAGAAAGCGAGGGCUGACCGGGCCGGCUGUUGUGAAUGUUCACAUACGCUUGUGCACUAACAGGCAAAAACACACUCACAUGAGUGGAGAGUAGUGUCUGUAUAUGACUCACAUAUGUCCACAGUAACAUAUUUUAGUGUAUGUCUGUGUUUAUGUACACAUUUUGAUUGGCGCGGCUGAUUCUGUCCAUGUGUUUUUCUCCUCACCAUGCUCCAUAUAUUUGCUUUGAUGUGUGUAGGCAUUUUUUGUGUAAAUGUGUGUGUUUUCAGUGUGUGUAGGUGUGGGCUGAUGUAAGAGAAAGUGUGCGCUGGCCUGCCUGUCUCUUUGCCUAACCUCUUCUCUGUGCACCAUCUCUUCAGUCCACAUCUCACUCCUGUUUCAACAGCCCUGUCGAAGCUAGCGCCUCUUUACACCAAAGACAGAAUAUUCAUUUCAUGCUUUGCUGGCUAUGAAGUUAUUGUCAAUAAGCACAGCCACUGGCUGCUGAGGCUACAUGAAUAACAUCAUCGACUGACACAAUCAAUAUGGGAAUCUGGAGACAGGAUUUACAGUAGCAGGAAGCUCUGACUACUCUCUGCCCAAACUGCAAUCACAAGCCUCACAAGGAUUUUCAGCUCAAAGAAAGAACCCAAGCGGAGCAAAACUGGAAUCAGUUACAUACUGAAACAUUUCUCUCUUUUUUUGACAAUGGUGGCCCUCUUUUUUUUCCAGAAGUAGUGAACACAUUUGUCCCUCCUCUAACAACUUCUCUUCAACUGUGCGAGGCAAAUCAGAAACCAUCUUGAGAUGAUAUCAGAUACUAACCUUGAGCUUGCCCUGACUGUCAUGUUCUGUGUGGCCAGAAGCGGCAAUAAUAGGAUAAUUGUAGGCAAAAAUAUUGUGAUCUUAAAGCGAUAUUCUGGCGUAGAAUUAAUUCAGGGUCGAACACACCGAGUUAGACACCCCGUCGAGCGAUGAAUGUUGCCAACCGCUUUCUUCUCUAGUUACACCAACUUUAGUAACGACCGCAGGAUAGAAAUACACAGCGGUCUGAGGAGCCAUAAACAAACCUCAACCAAAACGCCACUCUAUAGCCACAGAUAAUGCUCAGAACAGCACCUAACUUCACCCACAGUACAUACAGGGUCCUAGCCACAACACUAGCCACCAAACAUCUUUUUAACUUUGCCUGAUUUCGGCAGCAGCAGCUUGUUUGUACAGAGACCUCAGACUAAUCCAUUACAGACUGCUGCUUGGUGACGCAGCUCAAGGAAGAACAUUUAUGAUAAUUUCUUCAUCAUUUCCUCAAAGUAAUAAUCACUAUAUUAAUCAUUUUGCAGAGAGUAGGUGAGUUGUGUUUAGUCUCUUUGCUAAAGAAAUCCGGCAAAGUUAAAAAGAUGUUUGGUGCCUAAUGCUGUGGCCCUAUACAUACUGUUGAUGAAGUUAGUUGCUGUUCUGAUCAUUAUUUGUGGCUACAGAGUGACGUUUUGGUUGAGGUUUGUUGAUGGUUUCUCAGCCCGCUGUGUAUUGCUAUCAUGCGGUUGGUACUUAAGUUGGUAUGACUAGAGAAGCAAGCGGUCGGCAACAUUAACCUCCCGAGGGGGUGUCUAACUCAGUGUUAUGGUGUGUUGGACCCUAAAUUAAUUUUACGCCAGAAUAUCCCUUUAAGCUUACAUUAGCUUUAAUAACCCAAUGAAAGUAGCACUGAACAAAUGCUGGGUAAUGUGCUCUUUGAAAUGUUAUUCCAUUUGUAUAAGAAGUAGAAAUGAUUGAAUACUGGGGCAGUGAUCUGUGGAGGUUGCUUGAAAUUUUUUAAAAAGCACGAAAAAGAAGAGUAGGAAAAUCUCUAAAUAAGCUUAAUUGUUGUGUGAUUUUUUUUGUUUGUCAACUUCUAUUGAAAAAAAAAGAAGUUUCGAUGGCCUGAAUCUAGGGAGAAGGUGGCCUCCAUUCCAGUGGAUCUCACUGAUACUUCUGUGACUAAAUGGGGCCAAAUUUCCAGAGCCAAGUCCUGUUUAGAGGACAGUUGCAUAUUAUGAUAAAUUCAUGAAGGUAGUUUUGGAACGAGAUCUUUAUAAUCUGUAUCAUUCCAUGUGGCCCUAACAUCCUGGUUUUAGGAAGUGGGAUCAAACAACCUUCAGGAGAGGCCUUCUGAAUCUUCAUCCCUCUUUGCUUUUAUUUUCCCUCACCAUUAGUCUCCCUUUCAAACUCGGCAACAAGGGCGAGCCAAGAGCAGCACGCAAGUACACUCCCUAAAGAGUCUGCCCUCGAUUCCGAGUCACCUCUCAUGGCCCUGAGCCACGAGUAAUAGUUUGUGAGCCAAAGUUCAUGCACUGUGACGUGAUUGAAUACCAAGCAACUCAGGCUGUUUGACUGAGAGGAAGAAAGACAGAGAGAGACAAGUUUCUGAUCGCACUCCUGAAAGGUGUCCAUCAUUGAUAUCUGUUGAUAAAUCAUAGGAAAUACAACAGAGAUUAAUGGACAUUUGAAAUGCUGAGACCAUUUGUGAGCAAGAGAGAUGUGGUGACAUGUACUUACACACACACACACACACACACACAUAGACACACAUACAUACACAGGGAAUGUCCACCCAUGCUGUGCCAGCUGUGUGCUGCAGACAGAGAGGCGUCUGGGUAAAAUAUGAGCCUAUGUGUCCCCGUGCACACAUGCGCACACAAAAACACACACACCUCUGUCAGUGUGUAAGUGAGACGUCAGGGUCAGUGGGAGUGGAUGAUGACACUGUAGACAUAGUGUAGAGGGUAAAGUGAAUAGUGGAGAGAAACGGGCCAUAUUUCAGGUGUUAGUCAGUGUCUAUAUUGGUCAGAUGUGCUAGCAGGCAGAAGAAUCACUGCAUGAACCAACAGUGACUAGACUACAUUAAUACACAGGACUUUGUUUGCAGCACAAACACACAGUUUGCCAGUGUUACUCUUUAACCUCUGUUGUUUGUGUUUGAGGGAUUAUUUUAUUGCCACGCCAGUCAGUGUCACUCUCUCUGUUGUCGAAAAGCUGCAAGCUCAAAAUGUAAGCUCAACAUUGUAAUAUUUGUGGACUAUUUAUACCGGUUCCUUGAUGGUUGCAGUGGCAGGCUUGUGAAAUGAAAAAUGGGGUAAACAGCCUGGCAGAUCUGUGGCUUUGGUUGCUCAAAUAAGUAUUUUUCUACAUCAAACUUGGUCAAAAAACAUCACUGGGAUAACAUGAUACCAAUCAACAAUGUAGUGAUUUGAACUUUUUCGAUCAUGAGCACGAACAUUAAAUCAAUCAGCACUUCAAGUUAUCCUCAUAUUAUCAAGUAAUGAGGCACAAUUUUUGAUAAGUUCUUAUCAGAAGGGGAAAAUCUAUCAUUCACUGUCAGAGUCGGCUCAAGCUCGACUAUGAUGGACGCUUUCUUCCUGAAAUUACUCUGCAGUUGUAUCCAAAAAUAGCGGAAGUGCUCUACGAAAGCAUUUUUCCCUCAAUCCUUUGACCCAAGGGACAGAAAACAUUAAAAUAAAUCUUUUCUGCUACCGCAAAAUAAGCCAAAAAUAAUCACGAAAAAAGCCCUUAGAUAUGGUGGGGGAAGAGAGUAAAAAUAACACAAUCAGGAUGGAGUUAUUAUAAAUUUUGAGGGUACAAAGACUUUAAAAGGUUCAUCAUUAGAGCGUAUGACCAUGAACAUGUGAAAAGUGAGGGGCGGUUUGCUCAUAAAUUCUGUAAAAGCUGCGAAGAUUAUAAGACUGGGUUAAUUACAAAGAUGAAAUUCUGAGCAUGUUUCACCAGAUUAUGUCUGUAAAGCACAAAUGUCAGCUUUCAUUAAGUCUCUCCUGGCUUGUCAUUGAUGCUCCCCAGGUGAUUUACUCUCUGAACAUGAAGAAUGAGGAGCAGGAGGCGGCCCUGCAGGCCUUGAGCCACGCCCACCACGAGGAGCUGCACCGCAUCCUGAUGGAGACGUGUCAUGAAGGAGAAGGGUCAGCGCUGAGGACGCGCCUCCUUGAGCUGCAGGAGUCCUUGGAUGAGCAGCUGAGGGUUGGAGCUCAGGUAUGUGGGGACUUGUCAUUGUGCAUCGACGUGUGUAUGUGUGUGUUUAUCUGUGUGGUUGUACCCUCAACCUGCUGAUCACAAGAUUAACAGAGCCUAUUCAAGGACAGGGUGUAAUGCUGUAUUUGAUGUGUUAACUCUCAGGGGAAGCAGCCAAUCAGAAUCACCCUCGGUGUGACCUACAACAGUCAACCUCAUUCAGAUCGCUCGCAUCCAUGUCCAAAACUUCAUGCCUCAUAUACAUGCUACACACCAUGAUGAAAUACCAUUAUAAAGUACCCGUGGGAAGUUCUCUGGAAAAGGAAAGAAACUAAACAACUAAGGGGAUAAAACAUUCAUGGAGACCUAAAAGUUUCAUUGGAAAAUCAUCUUCCAUAUGUUUCCUGGUUUGGCUGUAGGAAAUUUUCUUUUUCCUUUUUAGGAGCUUCUUAUCACAGGAGACUUAAUACCCACCAACAACAAAUACACCCCUGCAUCCUUUCAUGCAUUUAUCCUUUCUUGAUUUCUUGUGGACAAGACUCAGUUUUUUGUGAAACAGUGUAAAACACCAAAGUGUGGCAAAAGAGGUUUUAUAUAUUGAUGACCAGAGGCAUAAACAUAAUCCCUGUGCGAUAGUCUGAAAUGUGGGCUACAGCUAAAUGAAUAUAUUGUUAGUAGUAGGAGGAAUACAUUAUCAAAAUUGGAGCAGGCAGUGCCAUAGAGCCGCUGAUACAUGCGACAAAGACACAACAAGUAUAAAAAAGUACACCGCAGAGCUGUAGAUCGAAUAGUUCACUUCUUUUGAGCACAAACAUGACCUGAUUAUAGGUAACAUUAGGUAAUGUCGUAAACAGCAGUAAGUGGUCUUUGCAAAGAGACAUGAGACUUUCAGAGGUGUUCAGAUAAAGAAAAUGAAAACUAUCCUGAGUCAGUCAAUUCUGGUGAUUGUUCACUCCAUGUGACUCCAAAACAAUUUUAAAUAAAGUUUAAAAUAAUCUUAGAAAUAAUGUGAUGGAUGCGUCUUAUGUAAAUGUCAAAUACAGUCAUUCUUUAAUUAGUAUCUUUGUAGACUUAAUGAAGCCUGAAGUAAGCCGGAAAUUAGUUUCUUUUUAUACGCCCAGAGUUGAUUUGAAGCCUUUAAAAUUAAAGUGAUUACACCGGGAAGUACUUAUUUUUUUGUCCCGUGUGAGUGUAUUUUACUUCUUGGGACUCUAUUUUAUGCAUAUAAUGUUAAUAUGAUUUUUUUGUGUAUUCAUGUGUUCAACAAAGACAAAAUACAAAACCACUUUAAACAAUCUAGAGCGUGUGAGAAAAAACGUCACCUCAGCUCCUCUCAGUGGAGGUCUGCAGCCAGACCCCUCUUUGAUUAUUUGUAUUUAGCAGAAUUGAAUGGGUUACCAUAAAAUAUAUAUUUUUUUUUUCAAUUUUUUAUGAUUUGUAUUUUAUUGGAUUUUUGAAUAUCGUAUAUCACAGGUACACAUGUGCAAAUGUUGUAUUUGUUGUAAGCAUUGACUUGUAUACAGAAAGUAAACAAAUAACUAUAUUAUACAAUGCUUACACUCCAGGAAAGAGAGAAAACAACAACAAAAAAACACACAACAAAAAGAAAAAAAUACAUAAAAUGUAAAACUUGUAAGCUGGCAGGCAACCAGUUGAAGAUAAAUGGAAAGGUUCUCAAGUAGUGAAAGUUUGAUUGGAUCUGAAAGUAGCAAAAAAAUGUUUGUUCCCCUAAAAUCUUCCUCAUUGAGGAAACUUUAAAGACCUGAAAAUAGAAAUGAUGGAGCGGUGUUGAAUUAUCACUCACUUUAUUCUCAAAAAGCCGUACAGCAUUUCAUUAUUCACCUCAGAAUCCUGUACACUUAAUUUUUUAUAUCUCCAACCUGCCUGAUGUCAACAGCUCUAGCUAGAACUGCUGUUACCUUACACUGAGCACUGCUCAAAUUUGACAUUUUUGACAGUUUCUUGAUCUCAAUUGAGCCAAUCAAACUUGAAAUAGGAAAAUAUUUGCUGUUUGAAAUGAGUGUUUCACUCUGUACUCAGGAUAUAUGCUGAAGAGCCCGUUUCUGUCAUCGCAUUUAUAUAAUUCUUUUGUCUGCUGUGCCUCCAGGUGCAAGCAGACUUUGAGUGCUUCCGCAUCCAAGCAGAGGAGAGGGAGCGUGAAACCGAGGCUGAGCUGAGAAAAGGGUUUGAGGAGAGACUCCAGGCUGCAGAGGAGGAGCUUCAGGAGGUCAAGGCCCAAAUGACUGACGCCCAAGAGGAGAAUUUAUGUCUGAGCAAAGAAUUGGAAAAGGCUGGUGAGCAAAUCCAAGCGCUGGAGGCCAAAUGCGAGGAGCUACAGACAGUGGCUGAUGAGGGAAGACAAAGGGAAGAGGAGGAGAGAAAAAAGGAGGAAGAGGAGAGGCAAACGGGGGAACGGCAGGACUUGGAAAGAGUAAAAGGGCUCUUGGAGGAGGUGAAGAAGCUGAAGGAGGAGAGGGAUCGAGCGGAGGUGGAGAGGAGGCGAGCGGAGAAAGAGGAACGGGAGCACUGGGAGCGGAAGAUAACUGAACUGACCGAGGAGAAAGAGGAGAUGAGGAGAAAGAUGGAGGCGGAGUGGAGAGAGGAGCGGCAGAGGUGGGAAGAGAGGGAAGAGGAGGAAAAGAAAGGGAUGCACAGUGCUCUGAGAGAAAGGGUGAAGAGGGCCGAGGCAGAGGUGGAAGGUCACCUGGAGAGGUUGGCUGAGAGCAAAAGAAACACUGUCAAACUACAAGAGCGGAUACAGGUACACACAAACACACACAUCAUUACCCAUAGUCCUUUUCUUCACACUGAAACUAGAGUCUGAAUCUUUUAGAGAGGGAGAUGCAAGCAAAUCCAAACGUUGCAGAAUCUUGCUGCUGCUGCUGGAGUUUAAGGGGAGGGGGCGCAGAGACAGAGAGAAAAGAGAGGUGGGAUCCUCCCUGUCUUAACCACCGGCUGUUCUCUGUGAGGGCUGUUCCCUCUGCCAGCGAUCUGCUAAUGAGCAGUUUGAGCAGGAUAAAUUUGCUGCGCCACCACCAUUACCACCUCUUGGAUGAGCAUUAAGAAGCCCUACAAGAGCUGGCACAGAGCUGACAUAAGCCCUGGCAGUAAACCAUUUAAGGCUCACAGCUGGGCCAGAUAGCUUCCUGACUCACCACAUUUUAUCCCAUUUUUCUCCCAUCACACUCCCUGUCUCCCCAGCUCAGGUUGUUUCUCUCUUUCCUGCUUCUCUGUAUCAAAUUUGUGUCAGUUUCUCCCUCUACCUCAUUUUUUUCCCUCUCUUCUCUGUUCCCCCAUGCUUUUUGUCAACUCACAAUACCCUGCUGCAUUGACCUCCUCACUUCAAAAACCUCUCUCAAGGACCUGGAGGAGGAGCUGGAACUGGACAGGAGGCGCGUGUCAGAGGCCGAAGGCGUGGCCAAACGGGCGGAGGAGGAGCUGGCGGUGGCCAAGGAGAGGCUGCUGCUCCAGGAGGACGAGCUGCAGAGCAGAGCAGGUGAUCAGUCAGUCUGCCUGUCUCUCUAGUCAGCUGGAGAACUCUCUGCUGAGCUCAGUGUUUUUCCAUUAUUCAUUGUGACUCAGGCAUGGUUAAUGAAGUUAUAGCCUCACACCAUUAUAAUAUAUACAGAAAAUGCAACACACACAUUAUUCAUCCUCCACAAACAGGAACAGUUCAUCAAAGUGUCAUCAUACCCAGUCAGCAGAAAUGCUACAAAUUUUAUUUAUUGCAUAAGAAAGAUUUUUGUUCAAGGCUUCUCCCCGUUCAGUUGUAGGUCCAAUGCUUUCAUUAAAUAUAAUCAAUCAAUUCAUGAUUGUGCACAUUUUGUAAGUGCGUUACUGUUCCCUUAGUUUGGCAUAACAUCUUUGUGUGUUCUCCAUGUGUGUGUGUGUGUCUAUUAGAGGAGCUGCAGAACCGCGGAGGCUGCGAGGUGUGUGUGUGUGCUGAGGUGGAGGAGCUGAGGAGUCAGGUGAGCCGUCUACAGAGUAAAAACCGAGAGCUGGAGCUGCAGAGCAGCGGCAGGAACAGUGACCACGCCCGACAGAUACGCCAGGUGACACACACACACAGACACACACAACCAGAAUAGUGUGCAGUUACAUGUCUCAGUAUGUUAAACACUACACCUGGAGUCCUAUUAGGCUACUGCUCCAUUGAAUUUUGGAAACAGUUUUUUUUUCUGUGUUAUUUCACUGGAUUGCAUUUUAUUCGUUCAUUAUGAAGUGAAGACAUCUUUAAGAAUCAACGCUUAUGACUACUGCUAAAUAAUGUAAAUAAAAGAAUUACAUGUUUCCAAAAUUAACACCAAAACUGAACAAAACAAUCUUUGCAGAGUACAUUUUUGUCAUUUGGGGUAUCAUCUAGGGCUGGGCGAGAAACCGAAAAUUUACAGAUACCAAAAUUUACAUCAAUAACUGACACAAUUUGCCCAUAACGGUAUAUUCAGUGUAAAAAAAAACUGAAUGAAAAAAGUUUGUUUUGGAUGUGUGUAGGUGAGUUAUGGUCUUAUGUCCGUUUAAAAUGCUGUCCUACGACAGAGACGUGACUCCACCCCAUCCAGUCUGUGACAAAGAGGGAAAGACAGGUGAGGAGAUGGAGGACGGUUCAAAAGUUGUGGAGCGGAGGCUGAAGUAGACAAAGUUUAUGCCGGAGGUGGUGAGCAGCUUGUGGUGUAGUUACCGUCCAUUUAUCGUUAUCGAGGUGAACUGCUCAAUAAAUUGUGAUAUUGAUUUGAGGCCAUAUCGCCCAGCCCUAGUAUCAACAUCUCUGGGUUUUGAACAGUUGUAUUGAAACUAUUAUAACUUGGAGAUGGUACCUCAGGCUCCAGAAAAUGUUGUGACUAUUUACACAAUUGUUUUUCCACCUAUUGACUGACUGACUGACUGAAUGAUUUGAUUGUUAAAAAAAGAAAGCAUAAAAACUGUUCAUGUACAUUGAGUGCAGUAUCGGCCCCUCAGAGCUUCUUAUUUCUUCCACAGCAUGCGGAGGCUCUGUCCAGUCUUCGUUCCGAGAUGGUGAGAGCCCAGGCUGAGGAAUUGCGCCGCAUCCAAAAACAUGCCGACGACGAGAAGGACAAACUGCAGAAGGAGAUAGAAAAAGAGAGGGAAACCCUGCAGAAGGAAAGAGAGCAAGAAAAAGACAAGUUUGAGAAAGACAGAAACAGACUGCAAAAAGAAAGAGAAGAGGAGAAGGAGGUGCUUCACAAAGAGGUGGAAGAGAUGAGAGAACGUCUGAGGAGAGAAAAAGAGGAAGAGGUGGACCGGCUGCGGAAGGAGCUUGAAGUUGAAAGAGUUCGUGGUCGCUCACAGUUGGACAAGAGCAUCGAGCAGGUGGAGCAGGAGAGAGCCAACGUGCAGCAGAAGCUGGAGGAGGAGAAGAGAAGAUUAGUGGAGAAGGCCGAGGAGGACAGGAAGCGGUUGAAAGAGCAGGUGCGAAAGGCGAUAGAAGAGGUGAUGAGGAGGCACGCCGCUGAACUGCAAAGCGCUCAGGAAGCCCUGAGCUCAGAGAAGAAGACCAACCAAGAGGUCAGAAAGUGUCUGAUGGGAGGGGAUACUUAAUCUGAUUUUAUAUUAUUGUCAGGGAGGACACAUGUGCACCAGUUUGAGCUUUCCGCUGCACUUGACACAGGUCCACAGUGGCACAAAAAACACGUUAAUCUGGUUUGUUUAUCAUCUUGAUCGUACUUUUUUACCUUUUCUUAAUCUAGACUAGUCAUUACAGUACAUCAUAAAACAAAUAACAAGGAAAGCACAUUGAAAGCAACAGUCAGGAACUUUCAGAUCUUGCCCUUUACUCGUGUAAGUGGAGUUUUCUGACAAAUAACCGCAUCCUGAUGUCUCAUCUAUCACUCAUCAAGAAACUUGUGGUGUAAAAAUGUAAACAAAAGCUGUUAGGUUUAGCCACUUUGUCACUCACUAACCAUGUAGCAUUGAUUUCAGACAUGAAAAUGACCUCAUAGAAAAAAUGCUGAUGAUUUGUGCUGAUUAUCUUGCUUUUGUGGACAUCAGUAUUAAUCUCAGUCUAUUCAAUAACCACCUAAAGACUGCAUAGGCGCUUUAACUUAUGGUUAUUGCAGACACAUCCCGUCUCAAAGCUAUGCAGAGAAUAAGACCGUGAUUUUCUUACUUCUUGACAGGAUGUUAAAAAGUCAUAUAAUCAUUCGCCUUAUAAGAAAACACAGAUUUAUGAGCAUGAUCUUUUGAAACUAUCUCAAGCAUUCAGAUGUUUACUUUCACACAAUAAGCCAGAUUUCAGAAGGGAUGUGUUCGCAUGCAAGGCUUGCCCUCCUGUAAUACUUUAUUUUUAAACUGAGGCUGUCAGAUUUCUCUCUUUGUAAGAGCAUUUAAACUGACAGUGCCAUAAAAGGACAGGAUCUGUUAUGAAAGAGGACACUUUUUCUUUCUCAAAUUUGCACUUUAUCUGAAUUUCAAAAAUAGCCCACUGUGCAGCUGUGGCAGCCAGCUCAUAGCAUAGGCUUAAUUAUUUUAGUUUCAGCUUCACUCAGACUUGGCAUUUAAUUAUUUUUUUUGCAAACAAGGACAAAACGCUUUGAGUAAUAAUUUUCCUUUUCAUCCUGUCACAGCUGUGACAGUCACACUUUUCCCUCGCUCUGUCUGUAUGAUGCAAAUGAGCGUUUUGUAGAUACUCUCUGAAGAAAAACAUUGAAAGAAGGAGCCGCAAGAAGAGAUCCUGCACCAUUUUAAUGGCUUUUUACUUACUGCAUAAACCUGAUAGAGGCUGUUCUGUGUUCAUGUGAUGUACAGGGAAUCAGCAGCAGUAAGUAAGUGGCUGAUUAUGAUGCAGGUUAGUCUGGUCGAAACAUUCUGGGCUGUUGACCUCUUAAAUCGCCCAGCUGUGGCCUCAUGUCAGCAGGUUCACAGUUGCUAUGACCCACCUUUAAUUAGGUGUCCUUAGAAAGCAGGAAAGGUACUAUUAUGCAGAUGCUUUUUUUUUCUAAUCAAAUUCAAAAAUAAGAUGCCUGUCUGCAAAAAAUGUUUGACCUUAAAGGGAUAUUCCGGUGUAAAAUUAAUUUAGGGUCAAACACACCGUAACACACAGUUAGACACCCCAACUUUAGGUAGCAAUACAGAGAACCGUGCACUCAACCAGAACGCCACUCUAUAGCCACAAAUAAUGCUCAGAACAGCACCUAACUUCAUCAACAGGACAUAUAGGGUCCUAGCCAUAGCACCAGACACCAAACAUCUUUUUAACUUUGACUAAUUUCUUUAGCAAAGAGACUAAACACAACUCACCUACUCUCUUCCAGCAGCCGCUUGUUUGUAGGGAGACCUUGGACAAGUCUAUCACUGAGUGCAGCGGGAUGACGCAGCUCAAGGAAGAACAUUUAUGAUCAUUACUUCAUGGAAAUGCAAUCAGACCGAGACGCUAAGGCAGAAGAACUACCGCGUCUGCAGUACAAAAUGAUUAAUAUAGGGGUUAAUUACUUAAAGGAAUUGAUAAAGUAAUGAUCAUAAAUGUUCUUCCUUGAGCUGCGUCACCCCGCUGCAGUCCAUAAUGGACUGGCCCGAGGUCUGGAAGAGAGUAGGUGAGUUGUGUUUAGUCUCUUUGCUAAAGAAAUCAGGCAAAGUUUAAAAGAUGUUUGGUGGCUAGUGCUGUGGCUGGGACCCUAUAUGUACUGUUGAUGAAGUUAGGUAAUUUAGUUAUGAUUUAGUAAUAAAUAAUUUAGUUUGACUAAAGUGAAUAAGAGAUAAUUCGUGAAUUUAACAAUAGUUUUUAUGAACUUUCUUUUAAGAUGUGUGCGCAUUUAGAAGUGGAGAGAAGACGCAGCGAGGAGCUUCACAACAUGUUGGAGAAGGAAAGAGAGGAGCUGAGGACAAAACUGAGAGAUGCUACUAAUGAGGUCAGAGGGCAAUCUUCUUUGUUCAUCAGCUUAAAAAAAACAUCCAGCUAUUAAAAAUAAAGGUGAUAAAACUGAUAAUUUUUGUGAGGUGAAACUUCCUGUGCUCUCAGAUCUGCAGGCUUGAAUCAGUCAUCCAAAUGCAGGACAAGAAAGAGAAAGUCGCUCCUGAAGCUGCGCCUCCGUGUGGGCCGCAAUGCACUCGAUUGGAGGAAGAGCUCCACCAGACCCGGACGCGGCUGGCUCGAAUACAGGAGGAGGCAGAGAAGCAGAGGGAUAGGCAGCAGAGAGAGAUUGCAUCCCUGAGAGCCGACAAACACAGGCUGGAGGAGAAAGUCCUGGAACAAAGCCGACUGAAUGCAGAGAGGAGUCUUCUAGAGCAGGGCCAGCGGCACUCUGAGGACCGGAUCAGGUAGCAGAAUCAACACUGAGCUGCCAGAACUGCUUAAGCUAACAUUACAAAGUCUGAACUCUGCUUUAAUCACUUACUGCCCUCAUGUUAGCAGAUCGCAGGCUCAAAGCUAAAGCAUCCCCAACCCCAACCAACCAGGGGGAUUUAGGGUCACUCGUGUUGACAUAUAAUAUUGAGCAGAGAAAAACAUGCCAAGACAUUAGCUGGAGCAAUAAAAAAGAUACAUGAUGCUACACAGCAUGCAUUACACAACAUCAGUGCAUCAGCAAAUAUUAAAUCAAUACCACAGUUCAAAUAAACAUCAGCCAUAAUGUUUUUAGAAACCAAUUAGCCUUUCCUGUCUCACUGAGUGGUUCUGUAACUUCAUUACUAGCUGAAGAUGAUUGCCAACACUGUAAACAGCUCUUGACUGUUCCUUCAAGUGUUUCAGCUGCUCUCAUAUACAAGAGGAAAAACUGUUUUAAGGAAACAAAAGAAUGAGUUCUACCUCACAAUGAGUUUAUCGUCUUGUUUAUGUAUUAAGUGCUAUUAUCAUGAGACUCGUAUAUUAAAGGGAUAUUCCGGCGUAAAAUUAAUUUAGGGUCAGACACACCAUAACACCGAGUUAGACCCCCCCUCAAGAGAUUUAUGUUGCCGACUGCUUGCUUCUCUAGUUAUACCAACUUUAGCAAUGACCACACAAUAGCAAAACACAGCGGUCUGAGGAGCUAGGUCCAAACCUCAGAACAGUACUCAAUAAUGCUCAGAACAGCACCUAACUUCAUCAACAGUACAUAUAGGAUUCUAGCCAAAGUGUUAGCCUCCAAACAUCUUUUUAGCUUUGCCUGAUUUCUUUAGCAAUGAAACUAAACACAACAUACCUACUCUCUUCCAGCAGCCGCUUGUUUGUAGCGAGUCCAUUACAGACUGCUGCGGGGUGACGCAGCUCAAGGAAGAACAUUUAUGAUCAUUUCUUCAUGGAAAUACAAUCAGACUGAGACACUAAGGCAGAUUAACAACCGUGUCUGCAGUGCAAAAUGAUUAAUAUAGUGAUUAUUACUUAAGGAAUUGAUAAAGUAAUGAUCAUAAAUGUUCUUCCUUGAGCUGUGUCACCCCGCAGCAGUCCAUAAUGGACUGACCUGAGGUCUCCAUACAAACAUGUGGCUGCUGGAGGAGAGUAGGUGAGUUGUGUUUAGUCUCUUUGCUAAAGAAAUUAGGCAAAGCUAAAAAGAUGUUUGGUGGCUAGUGCUAUGUCUGUGACCCUAUAUGUACUGUUGAUGAAGUUAGGUGUUGUUCUGAGCAUUAUUAGUGGCUAUAGAGUGGCGUUUUGGUUGAGGUUUGUUUAUGGCUCCUCAGACCCUGCAAUCGUUACUAAAAUUGGUAUAACUAGAGAAGUAAGCAGUCGGCAACAUUCAUCUCUCAAGGGGGUGUCUAACUCGGUGUUACAGUGUGUUUGACCCUAAAUUAAUUUUACGCCAGAAUAUCCCUUUAAGGAUUCAAAAGAAUGAGUUCUACCUCAUAAUGAGUUUAUCAUCUUGUUUACAUAUCAAGGGCUAUUAUCAUGAGACUUGUAUAUUAACAGCAGGUACAGCAGCCUAGAAACACAACUCCUAUGAAAGUCUCUAUGAAAAUGAUAACCAGGUUUGUGGAUGAAUCAACACCAGAGAAGUGCAUGUGCCAAAUUUAAAACCAUCAACCCACUUCAAAUAAAAAAGGUGCACCACCAACAAAGAAAUCACAACAGCAUGAUUACACAAUGGACUGUAUCAGGAACACACAAACAGUGCUUUUGCAUGUAGGUUACCUCUGCCUCACUACCUGCUGUGCCGCAUGCUUGCAGGGCAGAGUGUGAGGAUCGCCUCAGAGCAGAGUUCAGGAUCGAGAUGAACGCCGCCGUGGCUGAGAGCGAGCAGAGAUGGCAGAACAGAGAGCAAGAGAUGCAGACGCAGAUUUCUGAGCUGCAGGGGCAACUGAGCGAGGAGAAAGAACAGGUGAGUCUUCCCCCCAAACUGCCAAGAACCAUCUGUGAUUCUGGUUUUCAGGGACUUCAGGCGUGAGGAAUUUUACUAUAGAGGCAUCUAAUUAUAGCUGACGAUUAGCCGUAUCUUUAUUUAGCUGUCCGUAUUUUCCUUGAAAUGUUUAUAAAAAGCUGGAGAGAUGUACGCGUUGUGAACUUGGGUAAGUUUGGAACUUGUGUAGAUGACGAACAAUUCAAGCCUAAAGAGUCAUUUCGUUGAAUGGAGUAAUUUCCUUAAUGGAUACCUUUGGUCUGUUAUUGAAAUCUUGUAUAGCUUGCAGUGCUUCUCAAAACAAGUUAAAAGUAUGCACCUUCAACAUCAUGGCUAGUCAAACUCUCAGGGUAAGUGCUUUUGAGCCUUCAAAGACAUUUUAUUUUGACCUCAGCAGAGAGUUUUGAUUCCCUGAUUCAGCUUUGAUUAAAGACUUUAUAUUGAAGAAAAAAGAUGAGAAAUGUUCACCAGACGCCAAGAGUUGGACCAAAUACCAUGCUGAGCAGCAUCAUGUAGACUCCAUCUGGGUUUUUGUCCUCCGUUGCACUGAUUUCUCUUUUCCCCCAACUUUAUGGAAAUGUGCUGCUGAAUUGCUAGAGUGUGUUUUUAAUUAGUUCCAUAAGCCCGUUUUGCAAAAUGAAGCCUGAUUAUUUUAUUUUAUUUAUUUUAAGAAAGCCGCCGCAGUCUGCAGAAGUCUGAGACAAAAGCAGCAUCUCCAUUUAAUUUAAUGCUUUCUGCAAAAUCCUCAUCAGGGGAUUACUUUGAUGGUGGCGGAGAGCUUUCAAUUUCUUUUUUGCUCAUAAUUUUUUCGAAAAAAAUGCAGGCAGAGAUAAAGAAGGCGGGCUCAGGAGACGAUUGCCAUGGCAACCCUGAAAUUGACAGGCUGAGGAAAGAGGUCCAAGACACCAAGGAGAUAAAUAAGAAGCUGAGGGAUCUGCUGCAGGUGCACAAACACACAAAAAUCACAUGUUCUCACUUUCGUAGGAUUGCGAUGAAUAAUUAAGCAGCUGUGAUGGUAGUGCUGCUUCGGAGAUUGUGUGUACUUUUCUACACACAAACACACACACACACACACACACACACACACACACACACACACACACACACAGUAAAGUGAACUAUAUAUGUAGUGUAGAGACAGGCUUUUACAAAGACAGCUUGUGUGUUUAAUGUGCUAAAGGAACCACAGUCUCAGUCUUCAGCGGAGGAGAGACACAGCCAUGCUGUAGCUCUGCAGGCUUUGGAGAGACAGGCCAAAGAAGACGUGCUGUCUGAGAGGAACCGACUACAGACAUUGCACCAGCUGGAGCUAGGUAACACACACACACUCAUACACACACACACACACACACACAUAUGCCCAUCAACUCAUUCACACGAGCAUUAGCAUAAGCACAUGCAGAGACUGACACCUUCUGUAAAACACACACUCACACAGCUACAUGGACAAAUGAGCAGGUACACACACACAUACACACACACAAACACACACAAAUACACACAUACACACAGAGCGAUUCAGAUUAUAAAUUCAACAGUGAAGUUGCUAUUGCCAUGGAUACCCCUCACCAUGGCAACAGCGAAAUGGUACCUGUAACAGUGGGCCCAAUUGAUUUUGUUUUUCUGGAUUUGUGUUUGUGCUUUGUGUUAUGUGUGUGUGUGUGUGUGUGAUAUCAGAUAAGCAGCGUGCAGAAUUGACCCAGCAGCACACAGAGUGGAGCAGACAGAUGACCCAGAGACACAUGCAGCAGAUAGAGGACCUGCAGGCUCAACUACAGGCACACACACAGAUGAUGGCUCUGCAACAGGUAACACACAUUGAUCCUAUUGUGAUAAGGAUGCAAAAGGUGCCCCCUCCCCCCCGUGCCCUCCCCUUCUUUUGCCCCCCCUUGAGUUGAAUUACUUUUCAAAUAUCUCAUCCGUUUACGACUAAUGACACCACCCAGCAGAAGCACUAACCAUAAUUAAAAGUCAAAUCUGAAUCUUCACAUGAACACAGAUGUUGAUUUAGCACAUCUACUGUGUGUAUUUGUGUGUGUGUGUGUGUUCAUGUGGGUGUCUUUGUGUGUAGGACUUGAAGCAGCAGAACCAGUACCAGGUGUUUGAGCGACAGCUGGACGAGAGUCGCUGCGCUAUGCAGGAGCUGCAGAGAGAAAAUGCGGCUUUGAAGAAACAAUUAAAGGAAAAGUAAGAAAGAUGUUUGAAAAUAUCUCCACAACACUGAGAUCACAAGGUGCUGCAAGGAAUUUUUAGCUGACAUGACGCUUUUUCUUUACUAACUUUACAACAAAUCUUCAUAUUUUAACACUUUCACAUAUCAAUAUUCCAUCAACAUUUUACAUAUAUUGCACAAAUUUCCAACUGUAUCUAAUAUUUCUCCACUGCAGAGCAGAGACAUAGUCAGACAUAAACUUUAGUAACGUUUCAGUAGAAUAACUGUGUAGUAAAAUGAAACACUUUUCACUCAUGUCCUUAUUUCUCACCUCUCUUGCACUGUCCCUUUUCUCCUGUUUGAGGGUAAACAUAAUAAACAUAUGAACAAUGAACAAGUUUAUAGCCUGAACCAAGGGCAUCAGUAGUCUACAAUACACAAUGCCUUUACUGCGCAAAGUCUGCUCUCAAUUGAGACACAAGAUCAACCCAGUUUUUCCAGUAGUUUUUAAAAGUAUCUGUUUUUAGUCUAGAUGAGAAAGUCAGCUUCUCCAUUCUAUAUAUAUCGAUCAUUACCUCUACCCAAUCCUCUAUUUUUGGUGCAUCCGUAUUUGUAAUGUGUAUUUUUCUCCAGACCUUGUUAUCUCCUGGUUCUCUUUUCCCAAAUAUAAAACUUCAAAUGUAAGUGGAAGUUUCACAUUUUUUCCAUACUCUUCUUUACCUCUAAAAAAUAUGAAAAUGAUUGGCCUUAUUCUCCCCACACGGUCUCCAACAUCAUAAAUCUUAUUUUUCUGAAUGUCAGAAAAAUGUGUUACGCAUUGUAGGCAUGAGCACUGCAUUAUGUAAAAAAUGAAUUUAUAAAAAUGAAUUAGCUUGAGAGUUUUCUUGAAGGUGAUACCUGAUAAUAAAACACAUAAAAACAACAAUACCUACCUUUUAUUUACAGAGCAAUGUACAAGUCCAGAUAACAAAGUGGGGAACAAAGAGAGCAGGUCGUAAAAUCACAAAUAUAAUAAAAGAAAAGUACGUUUUUAAAAAUGUUUUUUGAAGAAAAUUAAAAGAAAAUUUAACUCAAAACAUCUCAGGAAAGGCUCUUUUUUGGGGACAAAACUAUGUCUAAAGUAGGAACCUUUAGUGAACUGUAAAACCAGAGUUUAAACUGUAACAAAAACACAGAAAUUUCAUCACAUAAAGUUUUCAUUAUUUACACCCCUCCCAUGUGUUUACUGUCACUUUCAGGUCAGUGCAGCAAAACCCUCAAACAGAAGAGAAAGAAGAGGAAAGUGUGGAGCUGGAGAGGAAGAGGGACGCCCAGCUAGAAGAAGAAGCACAACGUCUGAAGGAAGAGGUGGAGAAACUGAGAGUGGAGAUGGAGAAACUGGAGGAGUCACAGAAGCACUGGGAGGAGAAAAAGGAGGAGGAUGUGAAAGAAGAGGAGGUGGAUGAGGAAAAGAAGAAGGAGCGGGAGGAGGAGAAGAUGAGAGAAGAGGUGGAGGAGAUCAAGAGGGAGCAUAAGAAAGAGAUGCAGAGUUUGGUGUCGGAGUACAGCAGCGCCCAGACACACCUGCAGGCUCGCAUCGUGGCCUUGGAGAAUGAGUGAGUAGAGGAUAGAGCAUGGAAACAUGUCAACAUGUCAAAACUUCAAGAACGUGGGGACAGGUAUGAGAGAAAGGCGUGUGUGUGUUUGUGUAUAUGAUUUAACUGCAGACUGCGUGAGCGGGAGGAACGCUGCAGGAGGAGGGAGCCGCGAUGUGACGACCUGUCACUGGGGAGACUUCAGGAACGGCUGACAGAGAGGGACCAGCUCAUUAAAAGAUUAGUGGUGAGAGCAAACACACACACACACACACACACACACACACACGAAAACUGAACAACACUUGUUUACCUGAGGUGCUAUUGUCAACAAUUUGUUACAGACGAAAACCAACAAUGUUUCCUUACCACUAAAGAGUAUUUUAGCUUUGUCCGUAGUUAUUAGAGAUGCACCAAUCAAUUUUUUUCUGAGCCAAUCCGAUACCAAUACCUGGGCUGAACGUAUCGGCCGAUAUCUGAUACCGAUCCAAUACUACUGUUGAAUGAAUGAACUGUAUACCUUGCCCUGUGAGUGAAGGCAUCAAACUUGACAUUAGCCUUGUUAAAAGAAAGGUAAAAAAUUAACACAGAUGUAAAUUUACUUAAUGUUUUUUAUUAACAAAUAAAAAAAUGCACAUUAGCACACAGCAAAAAGAAGUAAGACUUUCAUUUAUUAAAAGAAAAAAUAAUUUUAAAAAAAGACUGGAUCGGAAUCUGGAUCGGCAUCAUUCAUCCGAUAUCCGAUCCAGUUAAUUUGUCAAUAUUGGAGCCGAUAUCCGAUCCAAAUAUCGAAUCUGUGAAUCCCUAGCAAUUAUGCUGAAAAAAACCUCAAUAAAACACUCAAACUGUGACUCUGGACGCCCCUUCAUAUUUAAAACCUCUUUUCCUGUUUUCCUCUCUUUUCUGUAUUUGUCAUGAGGAAACACACAUUUUAUCAGACGCUAUUUAGACAUUGGAUAGUUUGUUUCAAUUCAAAGAAAUACAUCAAGUCUCCUGCUGCAGUAAAGACUCAACAAAACACUAAAAGUAAAUCAGUCUUCAGCUGAAAACAGACCACGGCAAAUGUGCCGUUCGCUCCUCUUGUGUUCUGGAAAAGCUGCAGCUGUUUUGGUAAAUGAGUUGUAUCUUUUUGUGACCUAAUUUUGAAGUGUUACAUAUUCAGUUGGAACAAAUAGGCUUGGUGCUGAUUGUUACGCAACAGACUGUAGUACUUGUAUGAAAUCGGGUUAAGCAGACUUCAUAAGAAUAGCUUUAUAUUAAUAUACCUAUUCAAACAAAAGUGUAUUGCAGGCAGAUGCUCUGGCAUUUGCUUCCCUACUUGCACGCAGACUCAUACUUUUUAACUGGAAAGCAAACUCAGACCCUUUAUUUCUACAAUGGUUGAGGGAUCUUUCUUUCUAUCUUUUCUACCUUAAGAGAAACUGAGAUACCAAACAUGUGAAGCCCACAGAAACUUCACCCUGAUCUGGAGUCCCUUUAUAGAAUUUGAAGAAGGUUCUCCCUUUCAAUGAAACAUCUGAAGUUGUAUUGGAUAGUUGGAACCAUUUUAUAACAUGCUCAAAACACUGAUUUUCUGAACUUAUGAGAAGAGGUCACUUUUUCUGUUUAAUUUAUAUUUGAAGAGCCUUGGGGGAGGGGGUCUGUGUUUGGAAGUUGUAUGUCAGUUAAUGGAAAACUGCAAAAUAAAGUCUAAAAAAAAAGUUGUUUACAAAGUGAGGCUUGGUUGGUAAAUGUCAAACUAAGUGGAGGAAAGAGUAAAAAGGAGGAAAGUGAUGAAAAACGAGGAAGAAUAAGAAAUGGAAUAAAAAGAAAUAAAGACAAAAACUUGAUCAAAUAUGGAAAAGAGUCAUGAUGAGAAAAAUCUGUAAUGCUUUCUUUUACGGUACACUUAUUACCAUGUAAUUAACAGGUAAUUACCUAGUAACAACAUGAAAUUAUCUGGUAAUGACAUGAUAACUACUAAGUCAAUACUGUCUAGCUACCAGGUAGGUAACCUUCCAUCAUCAUACAAAUUUGAAGCCGAAUUUCUCUGGUAUUUCCAGGAUUUUCUCCGCUUCCUGGAACCACCACUUGCGCAGUAGCGUUGUACGCAUUCGGCAGGUGAGUCGCUGUGAUGACGCUCGGCUCAAACAGCGUAUCGCUACGCAAUCUUGGCACGCCCACAGACUGUAUCAAGUGUCAAUCAUAGAAAAUAAGAACCCCAAAUAGCUUUUGAAAAUGGAGCUGCACAGAAAAAAGAAAAAAAGAAAAACUAGAAAGUGUUGACUUAGUAGUUACAAUGUAAUUACCAGAUAAUUUCAUGUUGUUACAAGGUAAUUACCUGUUAAUUACCUGUUAAUAAGUGUACUGUAAAAGAAAGCGUUUCCGAAAAAUCUGUAAUUUUUAAAACUGUUUUUUAUUGUAGGAACCCAACGAUAAAUCUUCCUGAAAAGAUUUCAUGUGAAGUAACCGUGUUGAUCUUUCCAAAGUUAAACAGUUAUCAAACUUGAGCUCGACACUUCAACAGUUCAUCAUAUAGUCUCCUAGAACCGGUUGCCAUGACAACCAAACGCAUAUAUAACUUAAGUAACUGAAUGUAUUCUGGACCCAAGCGACCUCCUCUUCAUGUCCGCUCAUUUGCUGAAUGAGCAGGUUCCCUUCACAUCACGCGGGCCUCAUUAGCAGACAGGGUUGGCUCAGAUGCCGCUGGGGGAAGCGAGGAGUCUGAGGGCGUCUUUUAAUGUAGAGUCCUGGUGGCCUUGUAGUUAGGAUGUUUUUCAUGUUGAUGCAAUGUCCCUGCUUUUAUAACCUCUAGUUAGUUUGUUCAUUAGGCUCCUCCUUCAUUUACUCCAUAUUUUCUGUCUGUAGAAAUAUUUACUUCUAUUAAAUGCGUACACAUCUCACUGAAUACGCGGUAAACUGUCUGAUAUGAUAAAAAGCCCCUGAAAAUAGUGAUUAACCUCAUUAAAUUAAAGUAGGAAAGUAUGCUGUAACGGUGCACAAAGAACUGUCAGGUUCGUCAAAAGUUGUAAUAAGUACAAACAUCCCCCUGACUCUGAUCAGUGCUGUCAUUAAUCAUCUGCAGUUAUGCAUGCGUUUGGAAAAAUCCCUUAUUUUAGAAGUGUCCUCUGCCAGAGAGUGUGUGUCUGCCAUCUGUGUGGCAUGAGGCAGCUCAGCAAACAAGUUUACCCUCCAGACACAUGGCUUACACAAAAGCAACAACACCAACUGUGAAUGAGGCCAAUGAAAGUCCUUCCUUAUCCUCCUUCCCCCCAGGAAGAGAGGCAUCAGCUGCAGCUCCACCCUCCUGUGGCCGGGGACAACAGCACCCUCCGGCUUCGUGACAGCAAGUCCCGCCCGGGGAGUGCCACGCCAACCAUGAGGGUGAGUUUGUCUGUUCUGUUCAGGCACAAAUGUUUUCAUCAGAGCCGGACGCCUUCCAGCCAGAAGUGCUCACUGGGUCAGAGCCAAGUUCUCCCUCGACAGAUCGCCAAAGUCUCUGCGUACAUCACAAAGCUUCAAUAUAAUAUUCAGCUUGGUCUGGAGACAAACAGCCUUAGAUGAAGGAUUUUUUUUACUUGACAUUAUAGUUUCUUUUCAGGUUAUUUCUUAUAACCCUCAGUUUUUAUAUGAGUGAGAUUAAAAUGAAAUUCCUGUCAGAAACUACUCAAAUCUUUGCCAUUUGAAGUUGCGAGUGUAGGAUUUGGUGUGAAUAACCUGUAUUCAUUCAUUCAUUCUUGUGUCAACUAUGAACAAGUGACAGCAGACCGUCCUUACAGGUAAAUCUCAGAUUAGGACUGAUGCAUGUUUGCAGACAACAUCUAAAAUUAUACUCCAUCUGAUUUUUUCUGCGACAAACAUCUGCCUUCAGACAAUUUUAAAAAUAGCUGUCAAUCACUUCACUGAUAUUUUCGACAAAGUGUUUUGUUGUGGUCUCUGCUGUUUUGUUUUACUGGCAUAGUAGUGCUUUCCUUUUUUUAUGUUAUCAACCAGUGGUUAAAAAAAACAGUUUUAAAUAGGAUUUAGCCGCCGUGUGGUAGUUAAACCACAUUAAAGCCAGUCUUUGGAAAAAAAAUUAUGCAACAAAUGUUUUAUUAAGAUGAUAGUCAUGUGAACCUCUUUAGUUUCUUUUUUAAAACAACUAGUAUUCAAAAUUUAAAAAUAGAAGACUCACCCGAGUCUGUAAACUUUGUUUCGUUUUUAUUUAAAGUCAUAGAUUGGAGACAUAGUGGAACCUGUUGCAGGUUCUUUGUCCUGUAUACAAGCAAGUUGUGCUUCAUACCAAAAAUAAUCUUGUUCUGUUUUCUUUAAACUGUUCAGUGUAUCACUCACUGUUGACAUUUGAACUGGAAAGUAUAAAAAGCUCCUUCUUGCACUGCAUUUUGUCUCGUCUUACUCAUCUCAUGAGUCCCAAGGAAAUUAUGCAAAGAAAGUGGAAAAACAGUAGAGAUGAAUGUGUUCUGGCAGCAGCAGCAGCAGCAUGAGAGCAGAAACUGGUUAUAAGGCUGAUAGUCUCUUUUGCUAUUGUUGUGAGAUCAGAGAUCUUGCACCUUCUUGACUUUGAUUGGUUGGAGAUGGAGUAGUGACAUUGACUGACACAGUGGUGUACCAAAAGUUAAAUUUUUUUUUCUUAGAGGCGUGUGAGCACAGCAUAUGAAAAGUGCGGAUAUGAAAAGUGCUGAUGCUGACACAAGACCCAGAUGGCCAAAAACGUUUCUGCAUCAGUUUUGUACAGAGACCGGUGCAAAAAUGCUGUUAGUGGACACAGGCCCUAAUUGUUUAAGCUAUUUUAAACAUCCUGCUUUAGCUGAUGUGUUCAAUGACAACUUAUCAUGGUAGUGGUUUGGAUACAACAGGGUAGCAAAGUGAUUUUAAAGGGAUAUUCCAACAUAAAAUCAAUUUAUUUUGACGCAGCUCAAGGAAGAACAUUUAUGAUAAUUUCUUCAUAGAAAUACAAUCAGACCGAGACACUAAGGCAGAACUACCGUGUCUGCAGUGCAAAAUGAUUAAUAUGAUGAUUAUUACUUCAAGGAAAUGAAAAAGUAAUGAUCAUAAAAGUUCUUCCUUGAGCUGUGUCACCCCACUGCAGUAGUGAUGGGCUCGCUUGAGGUCUCUGUACAAACAAGCGGCUGCUGGAAGAGGCCCUCAUUGUAUAAGAUAUUGCAACAUUCAUCUCUCGACAGGGUGUCUAACUCGAUGUUAUGGUGGAAUAUCCCUUUAAUCACUGAUAGACUCAUCAUUUGGAUUAGUUUUACACUCAGACUAAGUUUGUGUUUUUAAUUUACAGAGGAAGCGUGUGGAGUCUCCGCCUCGUGUUACCAGCAUCUCCAGCGCCAGUGCUUACGACAGGAACAUCUUUCUCCCCAACUCCUCCUCAUCGUCUUCCACCUCCUCAGUCCAUCAGCACUCCUCCUCCACCCUUCCCCACCAGUCCUCCUCCCACCCUCAGACCUCCCCCCAUUACUCCACCUCCUCUCUUCCACACAAGCACACCUCCCUCUCCCUCAGCCAACAGUCCUCCCCCUGCCUUCCUCGCUCCACCAGAUCCAGGACUUCCUGCAUCCCUCCAACUCCGGCGCCCACGGCCCCGCUCCCCGUCUGCCCCUCUGCACAGACUGGCAUCCGCUACGUGUCUCCCUCCUGUCAGGAGCCGCACCUGCAAGCCCAUUCAAUCAGGUUAGAACAUUUUUUAGGUCUCUAUUUAAAAAUAGAUUUGGUGAUAUCAGGGACUCAAAUGUCUUUCCUCUUCUUUUAGGGGCCCGUAUCUGGAGCCAAGGGGGACAGAGGGGCUAAAACAGGAGUGGUUCACCAAAUACUUCUCCUUUUGAGCACAAAUACACACACACUGCAUCUGCAAAUACAUUUCUUCAUAUACAGUUUAUUGCUUCUGAUCACACACACACACAAACAUACAUAAACACAUCAACAGACAUAUGGGCUCAUCACCAGCAAGGCCAUCUCAAACAUUGCCUCAAAGCUCAACCAAAAAGUGCUUCUCAAACACAUGCCUGACCUCGUUUGUGAACAAAGGUCUGCUGGAUCUUGUUUGUAUAGUUUGAAAUGUCUCCAUAUCUUUUUCUUUUUUUAAACGGUCUUCCUUUUUUAAAAGAAUGCAACCUUUUCUCUAAAUCUCAUCACAUAGUUACUCCGGGGCAAACGUACAUUUCUUACGAUGAACAACCAACAAGUUUCUCUUUGAGUAUGGAUACAUUCGACGUAUUCAACCAAGAUCCUCGUCAAAAAGGACACACACGACUCGACAUACCAAAAUGAAGCUUGUUUUAAUGCAAAAAUGUAUGAUAAUCUUAAUGGACAAAUUGAAUAAAUAUUUUGUUUUUCUACGAGCCUCUUCUUUUUGUAGUCUUCGGACAGCUUUCCGCCAGGUCUUGCUCCACCCUAAAUGGGUUCGAUCCCUGAGAAGUUAAAAAACAUUUUGGGAUUAUGUUUGUGAAUGGUUUCCGCUUCGCAUGGUGCAGUUUUAACCUGAAUUUGUGUGUGUGUGUGGAAAUAGUAAAACAUUUAAUAAAACCUUGAUCCAGACAAAGGGUCAGUGAUUUGCA
Molecule: messenger RNA, 27584 nt
Organism: Xyrichtys novacula (pearly razorfish)
Lineage: Eukaryota; Metazoa; Chordata; Actinopteri; Labriformes; Labridae
Source: the annotation of a GenBank genome assembly